GCAGAGUUUCCGCAGUGACGGCGCCACUCAGGUCCAGCGUCUUCCAGACCUUGUGGUGCCCUCAAGUCCAAACAACUCUACCGCUAUGGCAUCUCAGGUGCCAGGGCUUUCGGCUCUGACUAAACCGGGGUUAAUACCGGGUUUUAAGGUUUCUAAAGAUCAGCUGACCACCAUCGUUCCCGUUGCAGUGGCCGCGGCUCUGAGCACCUACCUGCUGACGCGCUACUUCAGUUCACAGAGCAGCCCCAAGAGCAGGGUCAACAUGUCGAUCAACAAAGACAGCCCCAAAGUAGUGCACAGCUUCGACAUGGAGGACAUCGGCAGCAAGGCCGUCUACUGCCGCUGCUGGAGGUCCAAAAAGUUUCCAUACUGUGACGGCGCGCACACCAAACACAACGAGGAAACCGGUGAUAAUGUCGGACCGCUGAUCAUUAAGAAGAAAAACCCCUAAAUACUCAGCGAGUGUGUGUUUGCAUCCACUGGCGACGAGAGCAAUUGGACUUAAUAUUACAUACAAUAUUACCGUAAUUCUCAAUCUUAAUGUGUCUCAUUCACACAAGGACUUCCUGCAGCACUGCAGACAUGCAUCAGAAAACAUACUGUAUUUCCUGUGAACACGCGGUUUCGCGCUCGGUCUUCCUCUCUGCCUCUAACACAGACAAUAUCAUUUGAAUGUGCUUGAAAUGCACUUAAAAAUAACUUUGCACUACAUGGUCAGAACCACUACGCACAGCUCGAUGCUUAUUUUGGUGAUUACGAACAUUUGUGUGGUUUUUACCAUAGUAGGUGUAAAACUAAACCAGGUUCCAUUUUAAAAAUCGCAUAGAAAUAUAAUACGGAGGCCGUGUGUGUUUUGCUGUAUGAUGAAGAUGUGCAUUUUGAAUAAAUGCAAUUUGAAACGUUCA
Molecule: messenger RNA, 905 nt
Organism: Puntigrus tetrazona (Sumatra barb)
Lineage: Eukaryota; Metazoa; Chordata; Actinopteri; Cypriniformes; Cyprinidae
Exons: 3
Coding region: 86-451 (121 amino acids)
Biological process (GO): regulation of autophagy
Cellular component (GO): intracellular membrane-bounded organelle; mitochondrial outer membrane
Molecular function (GO): 2 iron, 2 sulfur cluster binding
Source: RefSeq, a predicted model, not a curated record